Molecule: messenger RNA, 2103 nt
Organism: Ascoidea rubescens DSM 1968
Lineage: Eukaryota; Fungi; Ascomycota; Saccharomycetes; Ascoideales; Ascoideaceae
Exons: 1
Coding region: 1-2103 (700 amino acids)
Biological process (GO): transcription initiation at RNA polymerase III promoter
Cellular component (GO): transcription factor TFIIIC complex
Source: RefSeq, a predicted model, not a curated record
AUGCUGCAAUCUCAUCAAAAAUUAAAAAAAACAACCCUAUUCACACAGCCAAAUAAUAACAAUAACAAUAACAAUAAUGAUAAAAAUAAAAAUAAAAAUAACAACCAAACAAAAAAAAAAAGAAAAUCACAAAGACUACUUAAAAAAGCAAAAACAUCUAAUAAAAACCCUUCCCAUUCUCUUCAAUCCAAAGAGCUAGCAAAGACUCACUCCCUAAAUGUUCAAAGGCUCUCUUCAAUUGAAUUCCCACUAAACGUUAUCAACGUUGAUAAGGCCCUAUCCAUGGUUGGUGGCUCACGAAAGAUAAAAGACAACAUCCUCAAAAACAAAAACUUGGAACUAAGAUUAAACCCAAACAACCCAGCUCUUCAUCCAAUUCAAUCCCAAAUAAUUCCCUCCGAAAACAUCCUCAUAAAAGUAUCUUUCCCAAAGGGCGAACUAGCUAAAUAUAAUGGAAACAUUCAAAACACCCUCAAGGCCAACACUUUUGGUUCUGAAAGAUACUACAAAAUAACUAUAUGUUCAGUGGUAAACAAAAUUAUCAGAUUCAGAGAAUUGGCUGAUCAUCAGUAUAUCUCCACCGAAAAAGAACAAAAACUAUUUUCUCAAAAAAUUAAUUCUUCUCUAUUUCAAGGAAGCUUCCCAAACAUCAAACAACUAAAUCUCGAUCUUCACACUACUAAAAGACCUUGGUUGCCUGAUGAAUUUCAAAAUUACUCAAAUCAAGAAAUGAACUCAUUUCAUGUCCAACAAUUAAUCAAAAAAACAAAUCUAGGCUUAUUUCCAAUUCCAAAAUUUUGUCAGCAACCACUCCCUUUUUCCUUCAACUACAAAGGCAAUUCUUCUGUUAUUGUAUCAAGCGAUAAAGUUAAUGAAAAAAGAUUUCUCAAUUUUAAUAUUUCCCUCCAUAGUAAGUUGAAUAAUAUUCGUACUUCUUUUGACGCCAAGUCUCCACUCAUCCCAACUAAAAGCUCUCUAAGCAAAUUAAUUUACAUGAAAAAUCAAAUUUUACUGUUCAACGAAUCUCAAAAUAAUCAAAUCACAAGAAAUGACAAACCUGAUGAUAGAUCCAACUAUAAUAUAUUCAAUUUGGAUCCCCUGUUGGUUUCAGAUGACGAUGAUAAUAUUAAUAAUAUCGCAAACACUCUUAUUGAUAAUAAUCUUAAAAUUGAUAAUCUUAAAAUUAAUAACCUAGAUUUAUUCAAUUUCUCAGAGAUUAAUUAUUGCAAACACUUGUUUGAAACAAUUGAAUUUUUGCAGAAAAAAUUUGAUGAAAAACCAAUUUGGUUAACCUUUCAUUUAGAAUAUUUAAUUCCUUAUCAUAUUAAAUCCUUUCUAUCUUCUGCAUUACCUUAUGUAUCCUAUUCAUUUAUUUAUGGUCCUUGGAAACAUGCCUACAUCAAGAUUGGCUAUGAUCCAAGAACUUCUCCUGAUAGUAAAUUAUUACAAACUGAAUUAUUAUCGAUAAGAGGCUAUCACAAUAAAAGAAUUAAAUUGUUUUGUGAGUUUCAACUGUCAAAUAACAAUCCCAAUUCAAAUCAAAUACCCAAAGAAUACGAAUUUGAUGGCAAUAAUCUACCACUCACCUUAUUAUUUCAACUUGAAAACAUAAAAGAUCCACUAAUUAUAGAUUUGUUGGGUCAUGCUAUUAUUAACGAAAGUCCCAAUAUAACAAGUGGUUGGUAUGAUACCGCUACUAUAAAAGGUGUGAGGAGAAUAUUAAAGAAAAAAAUAUUUUGCAUUUUGAAUAAAAGAAUGAAAACAGAUUUUACUAAAAAAAUAAUAAAUGAAAUAAAUGAUAAAAAAUUGUUAGAAAUUUCAAUAAAAAAGGAAAAAAAGACUCCAAAAGAUACCCAAUCCAAUAAAAUGGAAACUAAUAAUAAAGAAACCGACCUAUCUCUUUCGGUUGAUUUCAUUAUAAAUUCCAAAUCUAAAAUUGAUUUAGACAAAUUUGGUUUAGGCAAAGUUGAAAAAUUCUUUAUUAAUAAAGACAUGAAACAACUUGAUAUCCUAACACGAUUUAGAGUAGCAAAUCCAAAAGCUAUUCAUGAAUUAGAUUCUAUUAUUGGUUUAAUUCAACAAGAUAAUAUAUCGGUUUUAUGA